Coniophora puteana RWD-64-598 SS2 is the source of this 342-nucleotide messenger RNA. RefSeq lists its product as uncharacterized. The coding region runs from base 1 to 342 and encodes 113 amino acids. The transcript is spliced from 3 exons. Lineage: Eukaryota; Fungi; Basidiomycota; Agaricomycetes; Boletales; Coniophoraceae. The record is from RefSeq and is a predicted model, not a curated record.
AUGAAGUCGCCCUAUCCGACCGACUGGAACAGUACCCCGACGCACUCUACACAGCAGCCAGAUGACUUUGUUGUCAAAAUCAAGUCGCUAAAGCCCACCUACGCGAGCAAGAUCAGCCGGUAUAAUCGUCGACUUCCUAAUAGAGGCGACGAGAAGGCGAAGUUGGGUUCAUACCUUCCUCUUGUCGAGCGUCUGACUAUGGAUUAUGACGACGAUGAAGCCGACUACCUACCUGCUAGUCGCGCAGGUUGGAAGCGAGUAGUGCACCCCGAAGGAGCUCUGUACUGGUUCCGUCAGCAGCAGGCAUGCAUUACUUUGCUCAUGUGCAAGCGUCGUGUCUAA